AUGGCUGGAGUCCUGCUCUUUAUUCUGCUGUCGUUUCUGCAUCAUGGAUCAUUCGGCCUCGUUUCAUCCGGACCUGCUGACGCCUCAGUGAGACCCACUGUUGCUUCUGCUUCAGCUGUGAGCCCCUUCUCUGCAGGAAACACUGUGACUGCUGCAAACAACACUGAACAGCCCUCCACUGGAUCCACAACAGAAAAACCUCUGACCACCAGCAAACAUGUGACUGAGAAAACAGCAGAGAGAAAAGCUCCCGGAAAAGAAGCUGAGGAAGAAGAUGAAGGGCCUCUGGAAUUCGAGUGUCCUCCGCUGGGUCUGGAGUCCCUGAAGGUCAAAGACACUCAGCUGAGGGCGUCGUCCUACAAACGCAGAGGCCUGGGACCUCACCGCGGCCGCCUCAACAUCCAGUCGGGGAUAGAGGAUGGAGACAUCUACGACGGAGGCUGGUGCGCUCAGUACAGAGACAAGAACCAGUGGCUCGAGGUCGACGCUCGGAGGCCGACCCGCUUCACCGGCGUCAUCCUGCAGGGGCGCAGUUCCAUCUGGAGCUGGAACGUGGUGCACACCUACAAGGUGCAGUUCAGCAACGACUCUCUGGUCUGGAAACCUUGUAUGAACGGGACCGAAGAGGCUGUGUUUGAGGGGAACCAGGACUUGGAGACACCCGUCCUCGCCCUGUUCAACACUUCCACUGUGGCUCGGUACAUCCGGAUCAACCCGCAGACCUGGUACCAGAACGGGACGCAGGGAGACGUCUGCCUGAGAGCCGAGGUGCUGGGCUGCACACUCCCAGAUCCGAAUAAUAUCUACGCCUGGCAGACAGAGCCGACUGAGUCCAGAGACAAACUGGACUUCAGACACCACAACUACAAAGAGAUGAGGAAGCUGAUGAAGUCCGUGCACGAGGCGUGUCCUGACAUCACUCGAAUCUACAGCAUCGGAAAGAGCUACAUGGGUCUGAAGCUCUACGUCAUGGAGAUCUCUGACAAUCCUGGAAAACACGAACUGGGUGAACCAGAGUUCCGAUACGUUGCAGGGAUGCAUGGGAACGAGGUGCUCGGCCGAGAGCUUCUUCUCAAUCUGAUGCAGUUCAUGUGCGAAGAAUACAAACGUGGCGACCAGCGCAUCGUCCGCCUCGUCAAAGAGACUCGCAUCCACCUCCUGCCCUCCAUGAACCCUGAUGGCUACGAGGUGGCCUUUAAAAAGGGCUCGGAGAUGGCAGGUUGGUCCGAGGGACGUUACAGCUACGAAGGUAUAGACAUGAACCAUAACUUUGCAGACCUGAACUCACAGAUGUGGAACGCCAUCGAGCUGGAGACGGACCGCUCCAAACUCAUCAACCACUACUUCCCCAUCCCUGAGAUGUACACCUCCGAGGAGGCUUUCGUGGCGUCCGAAACCCGAGCCGUGAUCGACUGGAUGCAGAACAUCCCGUUUGUUCUCAGUGCCAACCUCCACGGGGGAGAGCUGGUGGUCACCUACCCAUACGACAUGACCCGGGACUGGGCCCCUCGUGAGCACACGCCGACCCCUGAUGAGAGCUUCUUCCGCUGGUUGGCCACGGUGUACGCCAGCACCAAUCAGGUGAUGUCCAACCCGGACCGGAGGCACUGCCACAACAAGGACUUCCUCAGAUACAACAACAUCAUCAAUGGAGCCGACUGGCACAACGUACCAGGAAGUAUGAAUGAUUUCAGUUACCUUCACACCAACUGCUUCGAGGUGACGGUGGAGUUGUCCUGUGAUAAGUUUCCUCACGCCAGCGAGCUUCCCAUCGAGUGGGAGAACAACAGAGAGUCUCUGCUGGCUUACAUGGAGCAGGUUCACCGUGGAAUUAAAGGUGUGAUCCGGGACAAAGACACAGAGGCUGGAAUAGCAGAUGCUGUAAUAAAAGUUGAUGACAUCAAUCAUCAUAUAAGAUCAGUUACUGAUGGUGACUACUGGCGGCUGCUGAAUCCCGGCGAGUACAAAGUGACUGUGAGCGCAGAGGGAUACCUCCCCUCCUCCAGGACCUGCCAGGUCAUGUACGACCACUACCCCACCAUCUGCGACUUCCGCCUCACCAAGAUCCCCGAGCAGAGGCUGAAGCAGAUCAUAGGGAAGGGGGGGAAACUCUCCAAGGACCUGCAGCUCAAGCUACGUCAGCUGCGUCUGCGUAAACUCCGGGUCACCACCAAGGCGAUCAACCAGAGGCGUGCUGCUGCAGCCAAACGGGCGAAGAAGGUGUGAUGAUGAUGAUGAGGAUAACAUGAGAACAAAGCAGGACUUGUUCAGUUCACUUUGAGCUCAGAGACAAUCAAGACUUCACUGGAGUCAUGUUACCAUUUUGCUUUUUUAGAUUUUGUUAUUUAAACUUAACACCUGUAGAAGAAAACACCAGAUGUAUGGAAAACUACAUUUUCUGCUGUGGAGCAGCAGCACAACUGUGGGAACAGUUCAUCGUGAAGGACAAGGGGUGAAACGUUUCUCCAGAUUCAUGCUCAUCGAGGUUCAGUUUAGUUUUUACCAAAUGGUUCGGACACUGCUUGAAGGUUUCUGUGUGGAGGUGGCGUCUGUGAUCUUGAGUCGUUAUCAAUGAGCUAAUUAGAUAGCUCAACUUUUAAAUUGCUGUCAAAUUGUUGGAAUUACAGGAUGUCAUUGCAGAAUUCUUGCAAAAUAAAAGCAUCAUGUCCACAAA
Messenger RNA from Paralichthys olivaceus (Japanese flounder), 2674 nucleotides. RefSeq names its product probable carboxypeptidase X1. Gene Ontology annotation, molecular function: zinc ion binding; metallocarboxypeptidase activity. Gene Ontology annotation, biological process: peptide metabolic process; protein processing. Lineage: Eukaryota; Metazoa; Chordata; Actinopteri; Pleuronectiformes; Paralichthyidae. The record is from RefSeq and is a predicted model, not a curated record.